Trypanosoma brucei brucei TREU927 is the source of this 5877-nucleotide messenger RNA. RefSeq names its product DNA polymerase zeta catalytic subunit, putative. The record is from RefSeq and is a predicted model, not a curated record. Gene Ontology annotation, cellular component: zeta DNA polymerase complex; nucleus. The coding region runs from base 1 to 5877 and encodes 1958 amino acids. Gene Ontology annotation, molecular function: nucleotide binding; DNA binding; DNA-directed DNA polymerase activity. Gene Ontology annotation, biological process: error-prone translesion synthesis; double-strand break repair via homologous recombination. The transcript has a single exon. NCBI's taxonomy places the organism in Eukaryota, Euglenozoa, Kinetoplastea, Trypanosomatida, Trypanosomatidae.
AUGAACUUGUACGUAGUCUCCAUUGAAUACACACUUCAACGGCCGAAUGCCGCUCUUGGAGACGCCGUCAUGUCCCCUAUGUUUCGUCGUGUUUCUUCCCGGUGCCCCAUAUUGCAUAUCUUUGGCUACACAACCACUGAAGGGAAUGACAGAGCAGCUGGAGAAAAGAGUUACGUUCCGCGUGAGGCGGCAAUAUCUGAAAGUAAAUUAGAUAGCAUACAACGGUACAGUGUUUGUGCUCAUAUUCACGGUGUGUAUCCAUACUUUUUUGUGCAGCGUAGCAAUUCGCGGAUAUCCGCUAUGCAGUUUGGAACCCAGCUUGAGUCGGUUGCUAUGGAGGCACUGAGCUCAGGACACAACAAGUCAGCAGCUGCUCCGCGUCCCCAUGAUCGACAACAGCUGAUACAUCACGUUGAUGUGGUUUGGUUGCUCCCCUUCUAUGGUUAUCACGGAAAGAAGCAGCCAUUUUUUAAAGUGUACGUGGUUGACCCAGCGAUGGUUAGCCGUUUUUUGCACCUGUUGUACUGCACAAAGCACAUGGGUGGCCGGCAAUGGUUGGUAUAUGAGGCCCACUCACCAUUUCACUUCCAGUUUAUGGCGGAUUAUGGAGCAAAGGGAAUGGGUGCCUUCUUCAUUCCCUCCUGCACCGCGCGGUCAAAACUUCCCGACAGUGUGCAGCCUGAGCAACUGAACAUCGCCGCCGUGCGACCCGAAGGGGAGCCCGCCAGGCUUAGUUGUGCUCAGAUUGAGGUUGAUGUGUCGGCAUCAUCGUUGCGUUUCCGCGACGGAGCCGUGCAACCGGGCGAAAACCUGCUAACCGCCAGGCGCAACGUUCGGCAGUAUUUUGCAGACCUUGGUGUAGAUGAUGCUGUGUUACGGGGGUGCACCUCUGGGUUGCUUGCGCGUCGUUUCACUGUUAGUGACCAACAACGUUGUGACCUUGGGGCCGUUUUGUUGCGUAAGCGCUUUAAUGAGUCUCUUAAAGCAAAAUUCACAGAUCCCGUUGUUGAGGAACAGGAGAAAGUGGAUAGCCCCGUCGGCGUUACACAACAAUUAAUGGAAGAUAUGCAAGGGAUCGUCGGCGAGGUCCUACUUCCGGAUUCAUCUCCGGGAUGCUUCUCCGCACCGCAACAUUCGCUGCACAAUGAUCAGGGCGAAGUGGGAACAUCACAGGACCCCCUAGUGCCUCCAGGAGUGACUAGUGAGCAGGGAGGAUGUGACGAAAGGGAACGACCUCUCCCGCGUUGUAGAUCCUCUGACACACCGUUACCAGGCAAUGAUUAUGUAGAAGGAAUGUCACCAAGGGGUGAGGACGAACCGAGUGUACUGUUCCCAUCGACCCUCAGUAGUGACGGCCCUGGAAGUAGUAGUAAUACUAACGCUUGUGGCUGCAGUGUUGAAAGUAGUAAGGGGGGAAACGAGGUUGCCCUUGACGCCCGUCUGCGGAACGACUGUGGCGACAGUGACAGGAAUUGGAGAGAAUCUCUUUCAGUUGGCGACACGGUUGCCAUUGCGUCAGAGGAGUCACACGACACAACUACAGCAAAAUCUUGCCUGUUUGCCAAGAUCGUGUGUUUAGGCACCAGCAGUGUCCGCCUGCGGUGGUAUGUUGCGUUAAGCGAGACCCAUCUCGCUGACUGUCAGGAUGAACUCGAGAAACGUGGUUGUUGGUUGGGCAAAGGAACGAAACUUGGUGGGUGUACUCCCGUCGCACAAGGUUACCAGGAGGAACUGUUACUUGGAGAUGUGGAGGAUAUAAAUUCGAUUAGUGUGCUCAGGCAGGGCCCACCCAUAGUGGUUCACCACUCUUACCACAGUUUCAUUCAUGACAGAAACUGCGGUAAGAUCAUCGGUGAUGGUGAUUGUUUCAUUUCCAUUGCACUGCUCUGUAGGUAUAAUUACCAUGUUCGUGAGCGGCGGCUUUCGGCCAUCGAACCUCGGGGGGAUGAUAAUUACGUGGCGAUGCCCGCGUUGCUCCUUCAGUCUACGCCAUGUGCUUCCAGUGAUGAUGAAAGCUCUCUCCUUGCUGAAGUGGCGGAUGAAGAUGAAGAGCUCUUCUCUUCACUUUCUUUAUCACCUCCUCCAGACGGGUGCGAGCUGUGUACAUUUCCACACCAACGGGCCCCGUCCAGACCGAGUGGAUCGGAUCACAGGGUGAGCGGGAAUAAUUUCAAGCUACCCGAGGGGUUGAGGCGUUCCGUAUCGAAAACAAUGCAGUGCGCUGUGCAAUCGCAGUUGUCACUACUUCAAAGUUUUUCAGUCUGUUGCUCACUUUCACCACGUAUUCGGGAACCUGUCUCUCCGUCUGUUGUAGCUAUAAGCAGCGGUGUGACGAGACCUUCUUGUGCUCUUUCCUCUUCGUCUGUCGAGUGCGUGGACCCGCAACGCGAAGCUCUGUUAGUGGAGUUUAAGCGUGAGGGUUCGUGUGUGCGGUGUUCUAAUCUUAUUGGAGAUAUACCCCGAAAUUUCAUCUGGAGGUUUGAUCCAAUUCAAAGACGUGUGGUUAUAUCCGGAGCAACGUGGCCACGAGUGGUGGCACUCGCUCCGAAGCUUCCACCACCAACGAAAUGUGUUUCCUCCCUGUUGAAGCGACCCUCAGUUCAACUUCUCACACGCAUAGCACAUUCGCAGGAUUUGACGCCACCAGAAGGCGCCCACACAGUUGCGGCAAAACAGGAAUGGUGCCCGCAUGGCUCCAGCAGUGGAUCCCGCUCUCAGCGCCACUCCACUCGUCUCAUAUGUGCUCUGCGUGUGAUGUUGGUCGAGGUGUUUCUUCAUCGCAGGGACGGCGUGCAGCAUGUUGCACAAGAACGUCUUUUGGCUGUCGGAUUGGGCCGAACGACGUCAAUUGAUGAGAGGGUCAAAGUGCGGCUUUUUUGUGUGACGGGGCUCUCACAAAAAGUCCCGGUGGGCCAACCACGCGUGAGCCCAUUUAGUGGUGCGGUGGAGGUGGUCCAGUUGCCGUCAGAGGAGCACUUGCUGAGGCACGUCAUGUGGGAAAUUCGAGCUUAUGAUCCCGACGUUAUCAUAUCCUGGGAGGUGGGCAGAAGUGGAAUAGGGCUGCUGGCGCUGCGCUACAAGAUCGCGCUUCGCCGCUCGCUCGCGCGUGACUUAUCACGCUUGACGCCAGAUAGCGCACUGUUUAACCAGAGAAGCGAGAACAUACAUCUUAAUCCCGAAGAGAAACCCUCUAAUAGUAGUGACGAAAAUAUUAGUGAGGUCGAAUGCGUAUCCCCUUCCUCUGACUCAUCACACUCUUCUUGCUCGGAGUCAACACUGUUCUCCACGGGCAGUGGGGCAACUGCUGCUACUACUAGGGGUUCUGUGGCACAUGUUAGAGGUGGGUCGACCAAUGCACAUCCUAAUCUUGGCGAUUUGACGAAGCAGCUCUCCCGUCGUUUUGGUGGAAGUCCACAGGUAGCCGGGAGAAUCAUUGUUGAUCUUAGCAAGUAUUUGCGCAAAUAUCUUCAGCUGCCGUCAACUACCCUACAGAUGGUAUAUAAGAAACUGUUCAACAGCAGCUUGCCCUUCUUUACUGACGUCGCCCUCACGCGGAUGUAUUGUGCGGGAGAAGCGGGUAUGCAACGUGUUUUUAUGUCGAUUCUCCUUACACGUGUCGUCGCCCCGCACCGCAUCGCCCAGCAUCUGCACUUCUUCACCCGCACAGCGGAGUUCGCCCGCAUGUUUGGAAUUCUGUUUAGUGAAGUUUUAACCCGUGGGAGUCAAUACCGCGUGGAAGCCACGUUACAUCGCAUGGCGAAGCCCAUGGGUUUUGCGCUGCUUUCACCACCACUGGAAGUUGUACACCGUCAACCGCGGUUGCAGAGUAUGCCACUGAUAAUGCAACCACGCAGUGGCUUCUACAAGGACGACCCCGUUGUUGUUUUGGACUUCCGCAGUCUGUAUCCAAGUAUUGUUAUAGCUUACAACAUCUGCUACACAACCUGUCUUGGUUCUGUGGGGAAAGGUGUGUAUGGACGCUUGGGUGUGCUCAAGUCGUACAAACGAGACGACAUGCUUCUUUCCUCACUUCUCAGUGGUCUUGCGGACACCAAGAACGACCACAAUGGCAAAAACGACGACAAUGAAAACAGUAACACACUACACGGCGUGACAUUUACGCCCAACGGAUGUAUGUUCUUAACUCCGGAGAAUCGUGAGGGUGUGCUACCUCAGAUGCUUCGUGUUUUACUUGACACCCGCGUGGAUCUGCAGGCAGCUCUGAAGCAUGUGGCUCACCCCUUCGGAGACAUUUACAUGCAACAGAUCUUGCAGGAACAACAGAUGGCUAUUAAAAUGCUUGCCAAUACAACCUAUGGUUACACCGCAGCUUCCUUUACUGGACGUAUGCCGUGCGCCGAUGUGGCUGACGCUAUUGUCAUGCUAGGACGCCAGACGUUGGAGCGAGCCAUGUGGUUAAUCAAUAGUCACCCCGUUUGGAAGGCAGAAGUUGUUUACGGCGACACGGAUUCAUUGUUUGUGCGUCUACCGGGGAGAACCAAGGAAGAGGCAUUCGCAGUAGGAGAGGAGAUGGCUAAAGAAGUGACAGCGGUUAACCCAGCUCCCGUGCGCCUGCAAUUCGAGAAGGUGUUGUUUCCUUGCCUUCUCCUAGUGAAGAAACGUUACGUGGGGUAUGCCUAUUUCAAGCCCGAACAACAGGAGCCGCAAUUUUUGGCAAAGGGAAUUGAGACGGUUCGAAGGGACCAGUGCCCAGCCACUGCGCACCUUGCUGCAAAAAUGAUUCACCUUCUCUUCUCCGGGGCAGGCACUGAAACCUUGCGACAGUGUUUCUAUGAAGAAGUAAGUAAAUUGCAACGUGGAGACUGCAGUCCAGUUGACUGCAUAUUUCGGAAGGCUGUGAAAUUUGGAAGGUAUAAACCCAAUGGGCGUUUACCAGCAGCAGCGCGUCUCGCGGCAUUGCUUGUGGAGAAGGAUGCCAUGAGGACUCCUUACUGGGGGGAGCGCAUACCAUUCGUCGUAAUUCGACGGCCGGAAUCCACACGAUUAAGCGAUCGUGUUGUCCACCCCCAACAGCUGCUGAGUGAUGAGGAUCAUCUUAUGCUUGACAGUGAGUACUAUAUCACACGACACAUUGUUCCUACGCUCGACAGGAUGUUUUAUCUGGUUGGUGUGAGUUGUGGCCGCUGGUAUGCGGAGAUGCCUCGGGGUCGUACUUACCAAAACUACUUUGAACUGGGAUUAAGUAUUGCUGCGACAAAAGCCGCCAAGCGGGCGCGAGGAGUGGCGACGCCCCCUACUUUGUGCGCUGAUGUCAUUAACGUUAAUAUUUCCAAUGCCAAUCACGGUAAUGAAAGGUUCAAGAGAAAAGGUAGGGGUAAAGGUAAAGGUGGCAGUGGGCUGCUUGGAAAUCAGUCGGCGAGGGGUGCGAAAAAUCGAACCCUUGAUUCAUAUUACCAGCAGACUCUAUGUGCUGUAUGCCUCACAAACUCAACAGCCACCUCACCGACUGACCCUCCAGUUUGCAAGGGAUGUCUUGAAAAUUUAUCAACCACCGCCCAACGCGUGACGUCACGACGUUACCGCGUGGAGCGCCACCUACAACUUAUGAAAAUGGCCUGCUUGCGAUGCAUAGGGACUUGUGGUGAGGUGGGUGGGCCGGGUUUUCUAUCCAGUCGGAAGAGGGAUAUGGAAGAUAUGAAUUUCUGCAUCCCGCAUAGCCUUGCUGCUGCACCUGACCGUGGCGUUCACGACGCUGGUGUUGUGGUGCGACGGUGGGGGAAACGUCAGCAGAAGCUUCAGGGGGAGGAAGAUAUUAGGUGUGUUUCCGUAGAUUGUCACUUGUCGUUUGAGAAGAAGCGGCUCUCUUCGCUCUACCUGCAGCUGCUUGUACUUGAAGACUACGUAACGACUCGCUGA